UUCUGUAUCACUGUUAAGUGUAUUCAUGUACUAUUGAAGACCUGAGGCUGUCCACCACUUCUCUCUCUCUCUCUCUCUCUCUCUUACAUAAUCAAACAUUCCAACAUGAUAACCUUGCAAUCAUGGAGUCCCCCGCAAACCACCCAAACCGUUGCCGAAUCCCAAGAAACAUCACUUUAUGAUCUUUUCUUGAUUUCUUCUUCUUCUUUGCCGUUGACUGAAUUCUCUUCUUCUAAAAUCUAAAGGGAUCAUCUUCUCUUCACUUUUCCAAAGCUUCUCCUUUAAAUAUAGAAGCUAUGGCAUAUUUCCGAAUCCUAUUAUACUCAGAGAAGAGGGUUCCACUUUCAUGGCAUACAAUAGUAAUCUACACAGCAGCAGCCACAAUUCCUCCUCCUCCUUAGCUUGGGAUCUUCACAGCCUUGGAGUUUUCAACGCAGACAUGUCCUUAAUUAUGGAGACCAGUGCACCCUUCUUACCACUUCCUGAUUUUUCAACUGGGUAUCUUCAAGAUGCUUUGAUGGAAUGGAAUGAUCGGUGUAAGAGAAGACGCUUGGAGUUAUAUGACCAUGAUGAUCAUGAUCAAAGAAUGAGCUUGCAGAACUAUUGGAGUUCGAAUUGGACUGGAGAGCCACUGGAGAAUUUUAGUUGUUUUAGUAACAUAACUGAAGCUAAUGGGGUUUCAGGUGAACCCUUAAACUCUUCAAUCAGCAGUAUCAGUGAUGGAGAAACCAUUUUGUCAGGGAUCAAAACAGCAGAAGACUCAGUGUCAGGUCCUGAAACAUAUGAUUUUCCUUCUUGCCAUGACAGAGACACCCAAAUUUCAAGUGAUACUGUGUCAGCCAAAGGUGUUUCAGAGGGUGGUGGGCUUAAGAUGAAAAAGAAAGUCAUUACUGGAGUAGUCUACCCAUUUGCAUUAGUGAAGCCUGGAGGAGUAGAUGGGGACGUGACCCUUAAUGAUAUUAAUGAGAGGAUCCUCAUGCCACCAACUAGACCGGUGAGGCACCCGGUUGGAGACUUUGCUGGUCGUCCAUGUGUCUCUCCUGAUGGUCCCGGUCUCUCAGGGAAAGCAGUGGUGGCCCUAACCAAAAUCCAGACUCAAGGGAGAGGAACCAUCACAAUCAUCAGAACCAGAGGUUAAGGAAAAAGAUUGAAGGGUUAUUCUUGUUCUAGCUUAAUCCAUGGAUGUAGUCUCAAUUGUAUAGUAACUAAAGAUAGAAGAUGAAUGAGUAUGAGAUGACUGAGUGUGUUAUAAUUAAUGGGUUUUGAACCAAUUAAGACUUAAGAGUGAGUAUACACAGUUGAAUUCGUGUAUUAAAAAGCUGUAAAUUGCACCUAUACAAGACAAAGUGGAUUAGGUUAUUGUCUCA
Messenger RNA from Macadamia integrifolia, 1367 nucleotides. RefSeq lists its product as uncharacterized. The record is from RefSeq and is a predicted model, not a curated record. The transcript is spliced from 4 exons. Bases 347 to 1138 code for a protein of 263 amino acids. Gene Ontology annotation, biological process: female meiotic nuclear division; male meiotic nuclear division. Lineage: Eukaryota; Viridiplantae; Streptophyta; Magnoliopsida; Proteales; Proteaceae.